AUGAAAAUUCAAAGCUUCGAUGAUCCCAUCGAUUUCCUAAUAAAAAAUUUGGAAAUUCCAUUAACCCUACCACCGAUCCUCGAACAAAUUUCCAAUGUUAAUCAAUCGCUCCCAUCUAUAAGAACGCUUGAUAUUUUUACCAAAGACCCAAUUCCUCGUAUUCCUCUCCAAACUCCUCAGUAUUCUCCUUUCCAGCGUGUCAGUCGAACCAGCCAACCAUACUAUCUUCGACUACCGGCAGUGAACCCAAUCCCAAUAGCAACACAUACAACUAUUUUAAUUCCUGUAAUCCGUACCGUCCCCGUCCCCGUUCCUGUGGCCUCAAUUCCAAAGAACAAAAAGAACAACGCGGGAUCUAAUUCCGAUAAUUAA
Molecule: messenger RNA, 372 nt
Organism: Funneliformis mosseae
Lineage: Eukaryota; Fungi; Glomeromycota; Glomeromycetes; Glomerales; Glomeraceae
Source: the annotation of a GenBank genome assembly